AUGACUAAGGGAACUAGCUGCAGAGGUACUAGACACAAUAAAACUCACAUUCUUUGCAAAAGAUGCGGAAAAAGAUCAUGGCAUUUACAAAAACAAAGAUGUGCUUCAUGUGGAUAUCCAGAUGCUAAAAUGAGACAAUAUGCUUGGG
Entamoeba histolytica HM-1:IMSS is the source of this 148-nucleotide messenger RNA. Its product is annotated as 60S ribosomal protein L37, putative. Gene Ontology annotation, biological process: translation. The annotation marks the transcript as partial. The transcript has a single exon. Gene Ontology annotation, molecular function: RNA binding; structural constituent of ribosome. Lineage: Eukaryota; Evosea; Mastigamoebida; Endamoebidae. Gene Ontology annotation, cellular component: cytosolic large ribosomal subunit; ribosome. The record is from RefSeq and is a predicted model, not a curated record.